GAGUGAAAGUGAUCCAUUCGACACGUGCGAACAGCCCAAAGCCAAGACUCAAACUGCCCUGUUCACAACGUUCCUCUUCUCACUGACCCGAAUAUCUGAACAAUGGAGAUUAUCAUACACGAGGCGGGGCCGAUCUCGCUAAAGACCGAGCUUGACUUCAUGGAUGAAGACGUCCUCAGACUCCGAGAAUCGCUCGAUCGAGAAGUCUAUGCAUAUCGCGAGAAAUGUCGCCGAAGGAACGAGUUGCUGCCAGUCGCCAAACUUCUUCCAGAAUUGUUGUUGGUCAUUUUCGAAUACUACGUGGAGUCGCCGCGGACGUAUAUCAACGACGGUCGUUGGAAAAACUGCUUCGUCUCCCCAUUUGAGAUACACGAAGAGCCGAAAGGUCCCUGCGACUGGAUUCAUGUCGCUCACGUUUGUCAUAGCUGGCGGGCUAUAGCUAUGGGUGCACCUCAGCUUUGGAGCCAUAUUCAGUUAGGAUCACCAACUUGGGUGUCGGAGUUCAUAAAGCGUUCUGGGCAAUAUCCGCUAACGGUUACAACCGGAAGGCAGCCUCAAGGAUUCAUUCCCACUCCAUACCACACUUACCUCCCUCCUCGCAAGUUCAGUUUCCUUCCAUCUCAAAUCUUAUCGUCUCUGGCCUUGGUCUUCUCGCAAUUCAAUCGCUUACAGGAGUUGAACCUGAAUCUGCCAGGACAACACCUUGAGCAUGCGCUGGAAAAGUUCCUUGUAGGAGGGCUCGCAUUUCCCGUUCUGAAACACCUCAGUAUAUCGGACCCAACCCAGCCAAGGACCUUUCAUUCAAGGAUGUUACCUCCAGCCGUUACGAAUGCUCAUUAUCCAUUGUUGAGACGCGUGGACUUUCGGACGUUCACUUUGCAAUGGGUUAUGCCUUGUCUCCGUACGGAACUGACCAGUUUGAUUUUGGUUAACGAUCAUCAUCAAAGUAUGGUUCCAACUUUGGAUGAUGCGUUACGGACUCUGGCACAGCUUCCCAGAUUGAAGAAACUUGUUCUGAACAGGAUGUUGGAACUAGCUGCACCCGAUCACGCUUCGGAAUCGAUCGUCCAUCCUGCCAACAACAUCCAUCUCCCCAAUCUACAACAGUUCAUUAUAUUGGAUUGUGACCCGGAUACAUUUGAUGCUUUCAUGCGUCAGCUCGUCUUCCCUCCUAGUGCUAGCAUCAUAUUCAAUAACAUGAUGGAAAACUCCGCAUUGUACGAAGGGACGAAGAAAGUCAUUUCCUGCGUCCUUGAGAAAUCCCUGCCAAUGGAUACGCCACCUCUGACUGGUUUGACUGUCGAGUUCAGCGUCACGUCACAUAGAUACCGAGUCCUUACUAUCGAGGGCUACAAAGAGGAUUCAACACUCUAUGAAAGUUUGGUCGGCAACAAGCCAUCCAAUCCUGCUUUCAUCAUGCGUUUUGAGAUCCAAGAUUUCAUUUAUGGCAUUACAACCUUUCCGGAAAUCCAUGUCGCACGAGAUACCCUGCUUAAUGCCCCUCUUGACGGUGUCCAGGACUUACACGUAGGAAGUCGAUUGGCGUCGCUUGCUGAAUCAAGACACUCUUACCGAGAUCUAGAAAGCCAGCAACUAGUGACCAGCCUUCUUUUGAGAUGCUCGUCGUCUCACCCCAUCCGUCUUCUGUGCCUCGCUGGAUCCAUUUUCAACAUGCUGCCCGACUUAUUGACAAGUUACAUGUCCGAGUCUUCACGUUCUGAUACGUUGCCAUUGCUCUAUCGUGUUCGAACGCUCAUGUUUCGACGUAUGAUCUUUCACGGCGAUGACAUCGAGUACAACAGGUUCUGCGACUCUUUCAGAACACAGAAACAAUGCCAUUAUUUUGCUUGCGGUGCGUUUUCGACGCUUAUUUUCCAUGAAUUCCGUUCGCAGUUCAUGCGAUCGCGUAUUCUCGACCUCGUCGAAGCCGUGGGUGACAUGUUUUCUCAACAUGGUCGAUUCCUCCAGAAUGCGGGACAAGGCUCGAGUCAAGAUUUACCUGACAUUUGGCCUCAUGCCCAGUUCUCUAUGCCAUACCAAUAUGAAUAUUGUCAGUGGGACUUUCCGGCCCAGGUAACGUUUGGGGACAAAGAAGCUGCCGAUCGCAUAAAUGCUAUUGAGCACGACUGGGUGGCGCACAUCCAGCAGGGACACCGUGUUACCCUUGAUUUCCGAGGCAAUUCAGGCCUCACUGUCCAAAGGAUCGCCGACGCCUUCCGACUAUGGCCUCAUUGACAAAUUUUCUGCGCUUUGCGGAAUCAGAGGCCGCCAUAGCUAGACGUGCGGCGCGCGAGCUUUCGAAGGGAUAGGACGGCAAAGACGGUGGAAAUACUUUUGCUCUACAUACUGCUCCGGAGAGGUGCAAUCAAUGUUUACAGAUUGAACGGGUAUACGUGCCAUUUAUAAAAUGUAGCCUAUGGUUUCGUGAAUAUCUGUAAUGUCAGCACCUCAGAGAAUGAGUUGAUACGUAUGGGGAAAAUCGAUUUUGUUGUGCU
Somion occarium is the source of this 2495-nucleotide messenger RNA. Lineage: Eukaryota; Fungi; Basidiomycota; Agaricomycetes; Polyporales; Cerrenaceae. The record is from the annotation of a GenBank genome assembly.